UGUAUAAAGUCAAGUGCAUUUGCUAAGGAGUGGUGUGGUAAUUUGUAUAUGAUGAUUGUUCCACGUGGAAUAAAGAGGCCAGCACUAGUACCACCAGUACUACCUCUUUAUAUUGGUUUCUUGUCUAGUUAUUGAAUAAUACAUGGUACCAGGAGUGGGGUUUGAAGAACGCCAUGGACGCAAUUAAACCACCGGGCUCUUUGAAGUUGUGUGGAAAUGUUGACGCAAAUUGGCGGACUUUCAAACAACAGUUUACGCUGUAUGUUUUAGCUAUUGGCCAAGCAGAAGCUGCAGAUGAAAGGAAGAUUGCUAUGUUACUUACUAUUGCUGGAGUAGACGCUGUGGAAGUAUACAACACCUUUAAUUUUGAAGAUGAGGCAGAUAAGAAGAAACUGGAUAAGGUAUUGGAAAAAUUUGAUGCUCAUUGCUUGUCAAAGAAGAAUGAGACAUAUGAGCGAUAUGUAUUUCGAACGCGAAUGCAGCAAGAAGGAGAGAUUUUAGACCUUAAGAUAAAGGCAAAAACCUGUGCUUUUAAUGAAUUAAGAGAUUCCAUGAUUCGUGAUCAGAUUGUUUUUGGCAUAUGUGAUAAGAAAGUGCGAGAAAGAUUGCUACGAGAGUCUGAACUCACCUUGGAUCAUGCUGUUGAAUUGUGCCAGUCCAGCGAAUUAGCGAGACAGCAAGUGAUGCAGUUUGAUGUUUCUUCAGCGAUGUCCUCUCCGAAUGCAGCCGCAGCCAUCGAUGCCAUAUCUUUCAGAGACAAGAAACGAGAGAUAACCUUCUUAGGUAACAAGCUGUCUGCAAAAGGUGUGGAACCAGAUCCAGCUAAAGUACAAGCCCUCUUGGAAAUGCCUCCACCUAAUGACAAGAAGGGAGUUUUACGUGCCUUAGAUCUCUACAGAUGCCUCUCAGGAUGGACUAGGAGCUGUGCUUCUUCAGGCUGGUGGAGAUUCCUGGAAACCUGUGGCCUAUGCUUCUCGAUCCCUGACGGAAACUGAAAAAAGGUACUCCCAAAUUGAAAAGGAGACUUUGGGGGUACUAUUUGGCUGUGAGAAAUUUCAUGGAUAUGUUUAUGGAUUACCUACUUUUACAGUAGAGACAGAUCAUAAACCAUUAAUAUCGAUAAUUCAAAAGAACUUAAAUGAUAUGUCACCCAGAAUUCAACGCAUGAUGAUGAAAUUGCAAAGAUAUGAUUUAAAUCUAGUGUAUACACCUGGGAAGCAUAUCAUUGUGGCUGAUGCACUGUCACGAGCACCAAUGUCAGAGAGCAGUCACCUCAGUGAAGAAGUGGAAGGACAUGCGAGUACAGUGAUUAUCU
Sinocyclocheilus grahami is the source of this 1315-nucleotide messenger RNA. RefSeq lists its product as uncharacterized. Bases 174 to 995 code for a protein of 273 amino acids. The record is from RefSeq and is a predicted model, not a curated record. Lineage: Eukaryota; Metazoa; Chordata; Actinopteri; Cypriniformes; Cyprinidae. The transcript is spliced from 3 exons.